ACAGGCGGCUACUUCAAGAGGAGCUCAGUGGCCUGGGCAUACGGCUUCAUCGGGAAUAACCUCGACACAUUUCAAGUGCGGCUCUUCUGCUUCAGAGAUAUUAAGGAUACUAACAACCUUUGCUGUGAGAAAUCUGUCAGAUGAGGAGGAUAUUACCCACCUUCAAGUUGAAAACAGCAUCGUAGCGCACAGCGGUGUGGAGGAAGCUGGGAGUCAUGAACUAAGCGUUAAAUAAAUGGAUAUACUAAUAUCUGACAGGAAAAGCAUUUAACUGAAGUCAUCACUUGAAUGAUUGCUACCCAUGCAAUGCAAUCUGGAUGUCCACACAGCCAAGGAGGGGCCCAUCCUGAGUUCCAGAAGUGGAGUAACACUGGUGCUCGUAAAUCACCUCACCUCACAAAUGAAAAACCAAACAUAAUGGUAGCCGUUCCAGAUUCUACGGAGCCUGGAGUGGAUUACGGUCCACCUCGGUGGCAGCAAGGCUGUGCACCAUCACUUCAGAAUUUUCCAUAUCUCCACGGUCAACAAGGGUCACAUGCAAACAUAGAAAACACGGGAUUCCAGCAAGUAGUACCCAGGAAGAGUGCAUGUACUCAAAUCUGUGAUGGCCAAAUAAACAGAAAAGUUAAACACUUUCAUUCAUCAGCACAUGUCUCUGCGCAACUUCAGCAGAGAAAUGAUGCUUUCUUUGCCAGCAGAAGUUCUGCAGUACCCCAGGGAUACAGUCUUGGAGUACCAACAUCUCCUUCACAACAGUGUUCUUUGGUGUCUCAGCGAAAAAAGCAGAACUCCUUCCCAAUGCUGCGAGCCUUACUGGGAGCAAAUCAUACAGAUCCCAACUCCUUUUCCACCACCCCCUCAUCAGAGAAAAGUAAUUCCAACACUGAACUCAAUACUGCUCAUUUAUCAAACGAAAAGCACUGCAAGAGUCAGCACGCGAGAAGUUCACUAGCUGUUCUUAAUCGCCGGCAGGCAAGAACACAAAACCCAGAUCAAUUUAAAGAAACUUGUCCUACGCUCCAUCAGCAGCAAGGCUGCUCACCCCCUCUGAGUGGCCCACCAAGAUGCAAGUUCUUGCCAGUUGGACAAACUGAACCACCUACUGAUGACCAAAUAAUGGAACAUAUUUUAGAAAAGCUGAAGUAUUAUAGGACUCUAAAAGACAGUAAGAGACUCCCACUCUCAAAUAAGAGGGGGACUUUUAGCACCAAUGAGCAGGACUCAAGACUCCAGUCUGGCUGUGUCAUGCCAAUGUCGAACAGUGUUGGCCUUCUCUCCACAGUCUCUGACAAAGAUGUGGAGAAGCAAAGUCCUAACUGUGUUGUGGAAGAGCAGUGUGCUGCUGCAGUUGGACAAAAACUUGAAGAGGAUUGCUCAAAGGACAACAAAGCAAUGGCUGACAGUACUCCCAAGUCUAAAGAGAUGGGUGAUUGUACAACAUUGACAUCCGAGAACAAUUCAACAGGUACUCUACUCUCUGCCAUAAAAAGCUCAAAAAAUUCUCCUAAAAGUGAUUUUGUUAAGAAGAGUGCAUCUGUAACUUGUGAUUUACCAGUAAAGAAACACUUGGAUGUAACUUCGACAGCAUAUGGUGAUGUCAGACUUGUUUAUUCAGAUGGCUGUUCUGAAGAUAAAACUUUUGUCAGUAGCAAUGAUGACAGUUUUUAUAGUAAAUGGUGGUGUGAUAAGUCCUCACAGAAAGUGACCACUAUUCAUUAUACGUUAACUGCACUGAAGGAGCUGAUAACUAGUCUGGCGAAUGUAGAGACUAUUGCAGAAAUGGACAACUUUUCUGAAGUCAUACUGCAACAGUAUUGGAAUGGGGAUAAAGAUAACAUUCAUCUCUUUGCAUCCACAGAAUAUCCACACAUUAUGAUGAACGUUGCUGCCACUUGCACGAAGAAUGAAGGUGAGAGUCCAGUGGUUCUUACCGCAGUGUCUGGAAUUCCCUUGAAUGAACCGACUGAAAGGCACCCCAGUUCAAAGGUCAACUGCAGCUCAUCACAAAAAGAAGGGAAGUCUGCUUGUUUAAAUAUUAACAAGAAUGUGGAUGACAUAGACCAAGAACCUGAUGUUUUUGGGGCUCUCAAAUGCAUGACCGUGAAGGAGAGAGAAUUUACAGGCCAGAAACCAAUGGAGACAAUAUGGUUGGACAGUGUGCAAAGUGUCUCAGAGGAUCCUACACUAGUGUCAGGUUCAGUGGUAUCUGAAAACAAAACAAACAAAACAUUGGAAUUCACAUCACCCAAUGACAAUCACGAUGCAAAUACAAAAAAACAGAAAAGCAUUGAAGAUUCACAAAAUUGCAGUGUUACCUCCAAGGAUGUAAUUGCACUUUCCAAGCCAAAUUCAUUAAUUGAUCAGAUUCAUCCUACACAACAAAGUGAAGACGUUUCAGAUUAUGAUGUGUCACGGUUGUCCAUAGAACUCCCAAAAAAUGAGCAUGAGGAAUUAAACGUUCCAACAUGUUUUAAACACCCACAGUAUGAAGAUAUAAGUGAAGAUGAAAAAUCACAAGUUCAGAAUCCUUCACUUGCACAAGUACCUGAACCUAAUGAUAAACAGUCAAUAUUUGAAAAUGAAGGCUACAAACAGAGUCAGGCUCACAUGAAGACAGAAAUAAUUUCAUCGAAGACACCAAUUCCAAAGAAACACGUUUCACCCAAGACAGCAGUACUUGCUGACAGUGAGGGACUUCUGGCAAGGCAACCAAAGCACUCAGUUUCAUAUAGUCCUUUCAAUGCUUCAACAUGUGAGGAUCAGACUGAGGGUCAGGAUGAAGAUCAGGAUGAGGAUGAUGAUGGUGAUGAUGACUGGCUAGUCAUACCAAUAAGCAUGUCAGACCUUACAUUUGGACCAAAAGAUGAAGACCAGAAUGGCCCUGAAGAAGUUGUGCUAAAUAAUGGUAUUAAUGGAGACAAUGGAAGACAGGGUGGCACAAGUCCAACACAUACUGUCUUACAUUGCCCAGCUCCAAAACCAGGACCAGCUUCUACUUUGUCCCAGUUAGAGGUCUUUGACACAAUUGAGAGCUUUCAACAAGCAAAAGCUGUACGGGUUAGGGAUUGUUUUGAAGUGGCACCAGGCAGGAGCACAGCAGAGCAUGAACAGGACUCUGGGGGAGAACCACAUACAUCUCGGAGGAAGAGAGAGUCCUACUCUGACUCUGAAGACAGCAGUACAACUGAAGACAGUUGUGAUUACUCAUCUGGAUCAGAACAGAACUAUUUGACUGUGUCCAAGCGGUUGUUGGAGAGGUCAGCCCCUCUUCCCCCGGUGAGAUUUCAUUGUGUGUCUGAAAAAGAGAGCAACAGUGAUGAAGUUACAAUUACGCAAAAAAGUCAGACUAGCAGCUCUGUCAAGUCAGACUGUAUGGAAAACCUUAGACAGCUGAUAACAGCCAGGGUUUACUCUAAGCAUGUUCAACCCACAACAAACACCCAAAGGAUGUCUAAAAAAGAAAGUAUAAUAACUCUUGAUUCUGACACAGAAGAUGAUUGUUACCAAAACUGUAACAAGAGGAAAAAAAGGAAGAGAUUGUUUACAGGAUCAAGAUCAGUGAACAGUGGAGACACACUAUGCAGUCAACAAAGGAGAGAUUCACCUGAAAUUGAGGAAUGUGAAGCUGUUAAAGAAAGUUUAAAAAAAUCCAGAUCAUCUGCAGACUCACCGGCACCACAACACCGGUCUAAAAUGAAUAAAUCACAGGUUAAAGAUGUGAUAGAGGAUGCAUUCCCUGGACAGUCACACAUCACAGAAAAGAGUGGACAGCUGAUUGAGGCCAAUUCUGUAAUAACCCUGAGCUCUGACACAGUGGACAGUGAAAAUGAACAUAACAAUAAAAAGGCAAAGAGGAAAAGAUUACAUUUGCCGGGGUCAGCUGAUAGUGGUGAUGCCACUUCUGUUCAACAAUACAGACAUGCACAUGAAUCUGUGGACACUCUGUGGGGAACUGCAAGUGAGCCGCUUCAAGAACCUAGAUUGUCACCUGCAGAGACCAUCAGACAAAAAAACUCAAAAAAAGAGACCAAAGUUUUCCAUGGUUCUGAGAGAGUGGCUAAAAAUGAUAUCUGCAAAAAGAAGGUAAAAAAGUACAAUGUUAAUGACUUAUUUGCUACACAAAGUGGACCUGAAACUGUGGACCAACAGUCAUAUGAAUCCUCACCAGAGAAGCAGCCCCGGUCUGUAGACGAGGAGGAGGACUCUAGAUUGGUUCCUAAUCCUGGGCUUGUUCGCCUCUUUAUUCAGCCAUCUUCUCCAGCCAGUAAGUGCUUGAAACUUGUAAAAGAAUCAAGAGUCCACCACAAAAAGAAAUAUGAAGCUCGGGUUUCAAAGACCCCCACUGAAACCAGCAAGAAGAAUGACUCCUGUGACACAAAAACACAAGGUUUAUAUAGAAAUAGAAAAGAAAAUGAGAGACACCAUGAAACGAAGAAUGAGGGACAAGGAAUCGUAACAAAACCCAAAGUAGUUUCAAGGCAACUCUCAUUACCUAACCAAGAACGCCCAUCCACCUCCACCAGUAGAUUGUCAUCCACAAGUGGACACCUUUCUGAGGCCAGAAGAAGCUCAGCCUCAAGAGGUUCGUCUCAGUCUGAAGCAAUGUCCGCCUCCUCAGCGCCCCCUAAAUCUAAGCAGAGUCUGCCUAUUCCCAGACAUCUACCUUCAUCCAAAAUACAGCGGUCUCACUCUUAUAGCUGCCCCUCAACAUCUGCCAAAAGCCCCCCGUCCUCUGCAAGUACAUACUCAUCAGCAAAGAAGGCAAGGCAACAAGUGACUGAAGACUGGAACAAUGGGUUUUUCCCAACCAGGAGAGACCGAAAACAUAGCAUGAGGAUAGAGGAUAACUCCAGAACCACAAAUCAUGAUUGUCAGAGGGAAGCUAGACCAGGACCUACUCCAUAUGAAAGGGCACCCAGACAGGGGCACAGAUACCACAACCCUCAAAAAGCCCUGAUGAAGAAGUCCAUUUGUGAAGCCACAGAGUGGAUGAAACACAUACAUCGGAAAACACCAAUGGAACCAAGAAGAGUCCAUGAAGGUUACAAGUGGUCAGAGAAGCCAACAAAAGGUUCUGCUAGAAGGCAGAGGUGCAGGUAUUCUCCAAGACCUCAUUAGAAAGAAAAAGAUGCCAGUGUCUCUGUAUCCAGUUUGUUUCAGCACCAAAGGGACAAAUUGUUGGUGUGUCAAUACAAUCAUACCUGUUGUAACAAAUUAUAUCUUUGGUUUUUCAAAGCAUUUGUGUGUGUAUAUGUAUAUAUAUAUAUAUUAUAUAGCACAACAGUCUACUUGAUACAUGUUGUAAAUCUGUAUAUAUUUUAACUUUUUUUGUGUGAAUGUUCUUUUUACCAGCUACCUCAGAAUGUAUAAAUCCAGCACUAAGUUCUAUUUUUUUUUUUUUGCUCAGAAUGCUGUCUAAAUUUGCAUACAUUUGAAUAAUUUGUACUUUGAAAACUCAGCUCUGAUUACAUGUUUUCUAAGGUGCAGUCCGAGGUUGCAUUCCUUUUAAAAAAUGUUCAUAUAAAAAUGUAUAAAAUCUCUUAAAUUGAUAAAUUCCAGUGUGACUUGUAUGUACUUCUAUUUCAUCACUAGAGGGAGACAUUGCACUUACAUUUGCGCCUCAUGAUACACACCACGCACGUGAUGAACCACUUUUGUGACCCGUUUUCCUCAGGGGGUAGUGACAGUAUAUUACCUCUUCAGUCAAAGUUACAUGUAGUUAAAUUGGCAGCUUCUAAAGUUGUGACUCCAUGGUAUUGACCCAGUGAUACAUUUUAAUAGCUGUGAUAUCAGAUACUGGUGUCGAUCAGUGGAGCUGUAACACCUCAUUUGACAAUAGUUGGUCAAUAUAGUGCACUUUGGUAGCUGAGUGGUUCCCAUGCAUGCCAUGUAAUUGCAAUAUCCCUGGUUCAACUCGGCAAGGGACUUUUGUUGUGUGUCAUUCCCUUCUCUCACUGUUUCCUGUCGGCUUCUAUGCCAGGUACUUCCGAAUAAAGGCAAAAAAUGCCCAAAAA
Molecule: messenger RNA, 6014 nt
Organism: Scomber scombrus (Atlantic mackerel)
Lineage: Eukaryota; Metazoa; Chordata; Actinopteri; Scombriformes; Scombridae
Exons: 4
Coding region: 289-5118 (1609 amino acids)
Source: RefSeq, a predicted model, not a curated record